This is a messenger RNA of Raphanus sativus (radish), 528 nucleotides long. RefSeq lists its product as uncharacterized. The record is from RefSeq and is a predicted model, not a curated record. Bases 1 to 528 code for a protein of 175 amino acids. Lineage: Eukaryota; Viridiplantae; Streptophyta; Magnoliopsida; Brassicales; Brassicaceae. The transcript has a single exon.
AUGGGAGUGAUGAUUGAUCUAUUGGGUGAUCGUGGUAUGGUUGAUUUGGGGAUAAGGAAAGAAGCUACUAUAGAGGAGACAGUUUGGAGGUUCAGACGUAGAAGAAGGCACCGUUUUGAGAUUCUAAAUGAGGUGGAGAGUAAUCUGGACUCUGUAAGAGAGAAGAUUUGUAGUGACAGUGAUGAUGUAAGCUUGUGGAGAGGGAAGACGGGUUAUAAAUCUUGUUUCUCUACUAAAGAGACUUGGUUAUAUCUGAGAAGAAAUAGUGUGCAGCUAAAGUGGACUCGUGGAGUCUGGUUCUCGAUGGCUACCCCGAGAUUUGCUUUUAUUGUAUGGCUAGCUAUGCAAAAUAGGCUAUCAACAAUGUAUAGGGUUGUGAGAUGGAGUCAGAGAGCAGAUGUAAAGUGUGUGCUUUGUAAAAAUGAUGUGGAGUCCGGAGAUCACUUAUUUUUCAAAUGCGCAUACUCGGCUCAGCUCUGGUGUUCUCUUGUAAGUGGUAUUCUUGGCAGAAGCUACUCGGAGAGUUAG